AUGAAACUCUUCACACUCCUCCUUCCCGCCCUAACAUCCGCCCACUCUCUCUCUACCCUCCUCUCAACCCACCCCACCCUCUCCACCCUGCAUUCCCUCCUCAAGCAAUUCUCCCUGCUCGACGACUUCAACACACUCGCCAAUAUCACCGUCAUUGCACCCACAAACCAAGCCUACCUCGACCUCGCAAACUGGGGCUUCAACGUCAGCCAGAUCCCCGCGCCCGUUGCGCGCGCGCUUUUCCAAUACCAUGUAUUGGACGGCGAAUGGGAGUCGGAGAGUAUUAUUGGGAAGGGGAAGGUCGUGCAUACGUAUCUCAAACCGCCGGUGCUGACGAAUGUGACGGCCGGCGCGGCGGUGAAAUUGUCGAGCGUGGAUGGCACAAUCAUGACCGAAUCUGGGCUCGGGGUGGCUGGUGGUGUGGAAGAUGUGAAUUUGAGGUUCGACGGAGGAGUACUGCAUACGCUGAAUGCGAGCAUGGUACUACCUCAUAACAUCACGUUGACGGCGCAGAUCAAUGGUCUGGGCAGGUUUCUCGAACUCAUGAAUAGGGCCGGCGUGGUUGCAGAAUUCGAAGGCUUGAAGGACGUUACGGUAUUUGUGCCGCAUGAUGAUGCGCUUGAGAAGGCGGAUGUGGGGAAGAUGAGUAAAGAGCAGUUGGCGAGUUUGUUGAGGGGACAUGUUGUGCCGAAUCGGGUGUUGUAUGGCGAAGUGUUUGGGAAGAAGGGUGGGUAUAAGAGUUCGAAUGGAUGGGAGAUUCAUGUUGGAAAGACGGCAGAUGGCACGCUGACGGUGAACGGUAUCAAGGUGGUCAAAGAAGAUGUCAUAUUGUAUGCUGGGGUUGCGCAUGUCAUUGACAAGGUACUGGUGGCGGAUCGUGUUGAGCACAAGGGCGAUCGUUCCUACCUUCAUCUUGACGCCCAGAAGCCUUUGAGAUGA
This is a messenger RNA of Parastagonospora nodorum SN15, 939 nucleotides long. RefSeq lists its product as hypothetical. NCBI's taxonomy places the organism in Eukaryota, Fungi, Ascomycota, Dothideomycetes, Pleosporales, Phaeosphaeriaceae. Bases 1 to 939 code for a protein of 312 amino acids. The record is from RefSeq and is a predicted model, not a curated record. Gene Ontology annotation, biological process: extracellular matrix organization; cell adhesion. The transcript has a single exon. Gene Ontology annotation, molecular function: cell adhesion molecule binding. Gene Ontology annotation, cellular component: extracellular matrix.